Molecule: messenger RNA, 3140 nt
Organism: Prorocentrum cordatum
Lineage: Eukaryota; Dinophyceae; Prorocentrales; Prorocentraceae
Source: the annotation of a GenBank genome assembly
AUGCCUGAUCCUGCUGAUAACAAAGAGGCCCGCAAGAGGGCCAAACGCGCGAGCGAUGAGAGAGUGAUCAAGGAACGGCAAAAAUGGCAAAAGCGGGAGCUUGACCCGGCUGACAGCAGCGACCUGGCGGAGGCCGCGCCACUCGCUGAGGCGGCAGGCGCCCAGAUCGCGCCUGUCGCUGAGGCGAGUGCCGGAGACGAGGGGGGCGCCGCGGAGCGUCCCGCGGAGGCGGACGAGGGCGCCGCUGCCGCGGCGGCUGCCGGAGACGAGGGGGGCGCCGCGGAGCCUCCCGCGGAGGCGGACGAGGCCGCCGCUGCCGCGGCGGCUGCCGCGCCCGACCCCCGCGCCUGCGCCCCCUCUGAGGAGCGCGCCGGCCCCGCGGUGGCGGAGCCUCCGCUCGACGAGCGCGGCGGCGCGGCGGCGGCGGACCCCGCGCCCGCGGCGGUGGCCCCCGCAGCCGCCUUCGCCCCCGCGGCCGAGCCGCCGCCGGCGGCGCCUGCAGCGCCCGGGACGGCCGCGACGAACGCAGAGGAGCCGCACUGGACGGUGCUGCUCCUCCAGGCUUCCGCUCUCGUCCAGCGGGCUAAAGAGCUGCGCGACCAGGAGCGCGCCGCUCAGACCGCGCAGGCCUUUGGCGUCGACACGGAGCUCCCGCCGCGGACCCCUGCCCCCAACGGCGCCCUCGACGGCCUCCAGAGCGCGGGCAAAGGCAAGGGGCCGAGCGCUACCGUCAGCUUCGGCAUCCUCCGCGGCCGCCCAUGGGCGGACGUGCCGAAGGAGCCGAAGGGGGGGGGGCAGGCCAAGGAGAGCGGGCGCGCCCGCGUCGCCUGGACGGAGGGCCUCGACGGAACCGCUGUCGAGGCUCGCGACGCCUGGCGCGAGGGCAAGCGGAAAGUGCACGAGGCCGUCGCUUUCCUGCCCAAGAAGCUCGCGCUCCAGGACCAGCUGCGCGGAUCGCCGUGCUCCCGGCUGUUCGUUCUCGGCCUGCCAGGUUCAGGGAAAUCGGAGGUCAUCCGGUGGCUGUGCGACGAGGGCGUGGGGCUGUUCCCCACGUGCAUGGGAUGGGAACACGAGGUGCACUUCAUCAAGACCGCCCCAAUGAAUUCCAUGGCGAGCAACAUCGGUGGGCGAACCAUCCACAACUUCAGCAAGCUCGGAAUCGACCUCAUCACGGGAGUCCAGUCCGGCGGGAAGAAGGACCCGGAGUUGUCGGAGAACAUGCUGCACACGAAAAUCCAGCACAUGCGCUGGCUCAUCAUCGACGAGGUGGAGAACGUGUCGGUGGAGCUGCUGGACGCCGUGCACAGGCAGGUGAAGGACUCGACGAGGGACAAGGGAAACCCCUGGGCCGUGGACGCGCGCGUCCCAAAACAGUUCGCCAUGUUCGGAGGGCUCAACCUUGUGCUGCUCGGGGACUUAUGGCAGAUCCCGCCCGUCAGGAGCCUCAGUAUAGCCGCCAAUCCAUUUGUCAAGAGACCCGCCAACGUCGGCCGCAUAUUGGAGAUGUUCUGGACACAGGGCUUGCCGCACUCGGUGACUAACCGCUACGCCCUGACCCAGUCGCACCGCUGCUCAGACUUGUGGUGGAGAAGCUUUCUCGCGGAAGCGCGCGCUGGGGAUCUGUCGGACAGGAUGUACGAUUUCGUCCACGGCUUCUCGACUGAUGUGCCCGGCUCCUGGAUGCCCGCAAGCCCCGGCAGCGCCGAGGCCUCGACGGGGCACCUCGGCUGCGGGAAGGCGAAGUGCCGCGCGCUCUGCGGUGCCAGACAGCGGGAGGUGAGCACGGCGUUCGCGGACGCGCUGUUCGUGCACCCGUACAACGCCCCGAAGAGCAGGAUUCUGACGCUGCGAGCGGCGAAUGCGGCAGCCAAUGCUGGGAAGCAGCUCCUCUGGGUGGUGGCGCGCGAUGUCCCCCUCACUCGGGACGACGCAUGCAGGUCGACGGAGUCGCUCGCCCACGCCAGGCAGAAUUGGCUCAUGUACCCCGAGAACAAGACUGGCGGAGUUCCGGGUGUGCUGCCGAUCUUCGAGGGGAUGCGGGCGCGGUUCACCGCCGCGGAGAAUGCAGAGGCGGGAGCCUGCAAGCACUCCUGGGGUACCGUGACGGGCUGGGUCCUCCACCCCGACGACUCGAAGUUGGUGAAAGACCACAGGUCCGAGCCGGAGCUGGUCCUGCAGCACGUGCCCGAGGCGAUCAUGGUGCAAAUUCCCGGGAAUACGGCGCCCCGCUUUGGGAAUCAGCCCGCGGGUGUCUUCCCCGUGAAGCAGAAGGAGGUGUCCUGGGAUCGUAGUCCUGGCUUCAAGGCCAUGGUGAAGCGCGCGGGGUUCCCGCUGGUCCCGCACUUCGCCGCCGCGGCCCACUGCGUCACCGGCGCCACGCUGCCGCAGGCCAUCAUCGACCUCCUGGACGCGCGCACGACGCCCCGUUCGUCCAUGGUCCCCACGGGCUACGUGGCCAUCAGCCGCACCAGGAGGGCUGACGACCUGAUUAUCACGCAGCCCUUUUCGCCGAUGCUUUUCCGGCAGGGGCACCAGACUGGCCCGUGGCUCCUGCGCUCCAUGACAGCCGGGGAGUUGACGACGGAGCAGGCGAAAGCCGGCUGGGCCAAGGCAGAGAAGGAAGCGGCUUCCAAGUCGUCCAAGAAGGUGGUGGACGCCACGUUCCAGUGCGGCGACUGCCACCAGCGGAAGAGAGCGGGGAAUUUCCCAGGCAGUGGCAUGAGAACGAGCGACCCCGUGGACCACGCCGUGGCGGUGCUGAGCCAGGGCGCCUGGAGGAGGUGCGCCCUCUGCGUGCAGAAGCAGGCCGGAAAGGCUGGAAUCGGCGUGCAACCCGCCCGUUCCGCCCCCUUCUCCUCGAGAGGGGCGGGCGUCCUCGAGUGCUGCAAGUGCGGGAAGCAAAAGGCAUUGGUCCACUUCAGACUCGGAGAGGUGAACGACCUGAAGGCGCGUGGGGACCUCGACCGCGCCGUCUGCAUCGGCUGCGCUCCAAAUCGGCUGCACUUCAACGUGCAGUCGGAAGUCCGCCUGUUCAAGUGCGCGCAGUGCGCGGUCCAGAAGCCGACGGAGGAGUUCGACGAGACAUUCUUCAAGCAGCACCGCGGGGCGAAGGACCUGAUCUGCGCUGACUGCAUGGACAG